CUGUAAAUGACGGCAAGUACCAUGUAGUUCGCUUCACCCGAAACGGGGGCAAUGCUACACUUCAGGUGGACAACUGGGCCAUCAAUGAGCACUUCCCCUCAGGUAACAGCGAUAAUGAGAGAAUUCAAAUGGCCAAUAAGAAAAUUCCUUUCAAAUAUUCCCGGCCCGUAGAGGAAUGGCUUCAGGAGAAAGGGCGGCAGUUAACGAUAUUCAACACCCAGGCCACUAUUACAAUUGGUGGUUCAGACCACAAGAGGCCAUUUCAGGGCCAACUAUCCGGACUCUACUACAACGGCCUCAAAGUGCUCAACAUGGCUGCUCAGGGCAACCCUAACAUCAAAAUCAAUGGCAGCGUCCGUCUGGUGGGGGAGGUUCCCUCCGCAGGUUCAGCCAGAACCACGGCGCUCCCUCCAGAGAUGUCCACCACCUUUAUUGAGACCACCACCACCAUGUCUACCACCACCACGAGAAAACACCGCACUCCACCCACAAUACAGACCACGGAUGACAUGGUCUCUUCGGCUGAAUGCUCCAGUGAUGACGAGGACUUUGCUGAGUGCGAAGGACAUGCAGGUGGGCUAGAUAAGACCUUGUCUUCGUCGACCUUUGAAGGUGGCUACAAAGCUCACGCGCCUAAGUGGGGAUCCAAGGACUUUAGACCUAACAAAGUCUCCGAUUCUGGUAGGACUACUACCACGUCUUUUUCCCCCAAGCUGAGCCGCUCCACAACCACGUCCACGCCACCCAAACUGCCCGCGGGCAAAAUGAAUCACAGGGAGCUAAAGCCCCAGCCCGACAUAGUCUUGCUUCCAUUGCCCACUUCCUAUGAGGUAGACAACACAAAGCUGAAGAGCCCAUUAAUAACCUCCCCCAUGUUCCGUAAUGUACCCACAGCAAUCCCCACGGAGCCGGGCAUCAGACGGGUUCCGGGGGCCUCCGAGGUGGUCCGUGAAUCUAGCAGCACCACCGGAAUGGUCGUCGGGAUAAUUGCCGCUGCCGCUUUGUGCAUCCUAAUUCUGCUGUACGCCAUGUAUAAGUACAGAAACAGGGACGAGGGAUCCUACCAAGUGGAUGAGACCAGGAAUUAUAUAACCAACUCGGCGCAGAGCAAUGGAGCAGUCAUGAAGGACAAGCAGCAGAGUGCGAAAAGCGGCAACAAGAAACAGAAAAACAAGGACAAGGAGUACUACGUGUGAGUCCGAAAGUCGCCCGUCGCUUUGACAGAACUUUGAGCUGUUGGACACUGCGCCGAGAGAGGGCGACAGGAGCCGAACCCCGGCACUGUGAAGGCGAGAAGGCGAACUCUGAUGCGAACUGUACCAUAAAGCACACUUACAACCGUAAGCAUACCACGAAGGUAAAAUAGCAAACAUUAGUGACCUUAUUCCUCUAUCUGGUCGGAGACGUUAACAGUGUAGAAUAUUCCACAGCUACAUCAUAAUCCUAAGUGACUUUUAGAGGUAUGUGAACCUUGGCGUAAAUCUUGUUUUUAUUUUUAUUUUCUUUUGUAACUCUGUAAAAAAAAAAAAAGAGGAGAACGUUUCAAGCAUGUAAGAGACACAUAGUGCUGAUGUCCGUAACGAAAGUGGGACCCAAAAAAUGUUGUUCACGCGAAAAAAAGGACUCCUGCCAACAAAAUAAAUAAAUAUAUGAAUAUAUAUAUAUAUAUAUAUAAAAAUUCUAUAUAUGAGAAAUUUGUAUUGUUUAUACAUUACAUGUGAUGGCUUAUCAUUUUUGCUCUCUGCAAAAAGAAGAAAAACACAUUGUAAUAAACGAAGACCUGUCACCGAGGCUCUGACAGCACAGCACUGUUAGGAUUUCCAGCCGAAACUGAUCAUUUUAAUUGUGCAACCAACUGUAAUAUUGCAAAUGUGUGAGUUUCCAGAAAGACAGUGACAUUUCCUUGUCUCAGUAAAGCGACUGAUUGUAGUGCAUGCCAUGCCAUCCUUCGCUUCGAUCACAGUCGCCCACCGGGCCGAUCCGAUCAUCAGAUGGACCUCUCGUCCCUCAAAGCGACUCGUCAAGGCAAUGUGUCGCAGAAUGGAACUUUUUCAACCGUAUGUAUGUUGGUCCAUUUGCUCUCGUCUCUUUUUUAUACAGCUGUCUGAUGCAGACUGGCGCAGUGCUAUGAUACUGUUAAAGGAUGUCUAUACGAAAAUAAAUCUAAUGUGAAAAGUGUGAGAAAAAA
Messenger RNA from Carassius auratus (goldfish), 2188 nucleotides. Its product is annotated as neurexin-3a-beta. The record is from RefSeq and is a predicted model, not a curated record. NCBI's taxonomy places the organism in Eukaryota, Metazoa, Chordata, Actinopteri, Cypriniformes, Cyprinidae. The transcript is spliced from 5 exons. The coding region runs from base 129 to 1196 and encodes 355 amino acids.